This is a messenger RNA of Heterobilharzia americana, 2700 nucleotides long. The record is from the annotation of a GenBank genome assembly. Lineage: Eukaryota; Metazoa; Platyhelminthes; Trematoda; Strigeidida; Schistosomatidae.
AUGGUUGUGAAAAGAAAAAAGAGUCCUUCGGAUCCAUCUAGGAGGAAUACAUCUCAAUUUCGUCGGUCAUACUCUAUUUCGACUGUUGAGUCUGGGUAUUCUAAAGCAUUUUCCGAAGCCUUUUAUAGAAAUAAGCAUAUCAGACGCAGUGCAAGCCUUUGUCGAGUUAAUAAUUUUGAAAAAGAUAUGGAUUCACCCCUCUUACGUGAGCGCACUCAAUCAGCAAAUGAGUUUUUACCAUUUUGGUUUAUAUUUCGUAUUUGUUCGAACUCAGUCAGUGUUUUCUUUCACCACACCGAUUCUCACAUCAGAAGUAAUCAUAGUCCAGAUGCUGCUAUAUCUACAUCUCUGGCAUCAGAAAAAACAAUGUAUCAAGUUUCUUCAGACAAGCUGUCACUCGAGUGUGAAUACUGUAAUAUUUAUCACAAUGUAGUAAACUCUAUUCAUUCAGUCAUCCGAAUUCUAAAUCAGAAGCUUUUGUUGGCUAAACUUUGCGAUGAACGUUUAUGUGAUGAACUCUUGUUACCAGUUGAUGAGGCGGAUAUGAUUUCAAAACCCGACCUCAUUUAUAUUAAUGAAUGUAGUGAAAGCAAUAUACGAAAUGGAUCUCUUGAUUUAAUUAACUCUUGUGGAUGGAAAAUUCGAAGUAAACGUCGUAUUCGACCUUUUAUGCGUCACACACUUAUAACAGAUAAAAAGAAAGUGACGGUCAGUGAUCAGAAGCUGAAAACUUGCUCGAACACCAGCUCUAACGGUGUUGGAAAAUCCAAUUGCACCAAGCUUUCUACCGCAUAUGACACAACAAAGCACCCUGUGAACCUGAGUUGUGACCAGUUGAAAGUGUUGACCCAACACGAAAACUGGCCACCUGGUGUAUUUGCUUGCCCAGUACAGAUGACUAGCUAUAUUCGCUUGCAUCCUCGUGUCUUUCUGAAUUCUCAGAUGUACCCUGUUGAGAAAGGUAGACGUAUCAUUCCAGCCCUUCGUCAACUUCUAGAAAACUUGGCAAUAACAAAUAGGCCCAAUAUGUUCUUUCUCAUUGAUCAUCCCUCAAAACCAGAUUCAAAUUCCAUUGCUACGAGAAGAAAAAAGCACACUUAUUGUGACUCCGAAGUGCGGUCAGGACAUUCUAUAGCAGAAUAUUCGCAACAACCUAUAUUUUACAUGCUACUAAAAGAAGUUACAACUUCAGCGUUUUUAUCUGAACGUCAACCAAGUCCAUCAGAUAAACAAAUAGCUCAGAUGGAACCCAAGUAUCCAUUGGAGUCUAGGUUUAAUGGAAAAACAGAUAAAACUAUACACGUGUGCUCAGAUGUCUCCACUUCGACCUACUUUGGUAGUUCAGAACAAACUACGAAAGUUAAACUGGAUCGUGACACGAAAACACUUUUAAAAGGAUUGGGCAAAGCUGAACUGUUUCUUUUCAAUCGUCCAAGUGCACAGGGUUUCUCAAAACAUGGUGUGGCAACUGUAUUGGUCCAGCUUAUGAUGGUUUCCGGUGAUAAAACACUCCAAAUGAAUCAUAAUCCCCUUGAACCGUACGUUAUUCUAGAUUGGGCGUCCCCCAAUGAACCCAUUUGGACCAGCAAGUCCUGUGAUCUGUGUUGUCAGGAUAUAUCAAAUGCUAUUAAGGAUUUCUCGGAAGUUAGUGAAUUUGAUAUGCAAACUCAUCCUGGUCUUAUUCAACCACUCCCCCGGCUUGUCUUGUCAGUUCGUAUGUGGGAGCGUGAACAUUCUGACCUCAGUAAAUUGAAAUUGCGUUUGAUGAAUUCUGUGCAUCAUGCUCUUUAUGAUCUUAUGACGGAAUAUCUUGUUCUUACUUUACCAAUAUUUUUUGACUUUGACUGCAGUGGUGUUGCACACCAAGACCUAAAAACUACUGACUUUGUGACUUCAGAUUCAAGAUCUAAAUGUGUAAAUGCUGAGGAUCUGUCUUUGAAUAACAUUAUUUUUCCAUGGAUGAAAGAGGGUAGGAAUAUUGAAUCGCCGCUUGUAACCAAUGUGUCUGCUAGCCUUUCCUCAUCUUUAUUCGUCGAGCAACUAAUUUCGGAUCUCUUGAAACCAUUUAUUUCCCAUGAAGACGUUUCUGUGUUUGACAUUUCACCAAACGCUAGCUGCAGGAAAACGAAUUGUGCUACAGAAUUCACUUCUGUAUCUAAAAUUUCCUGUGGAUCAUAUAGUUCGCUUGAGACGCCUGGAAACUCUUGUCUUAAAUAUGACGCGAUAUUCGGAGAAAGUGCGCAUAUGUUCAGACCAGGUUUUACCAGCGAGUACAUCAUUGUUGGCCACAAUCUGAAUGCAUGGAGAAAUACUCGUGGAUUAUCCCAUACCGGACGCGAAUAUAAACCCUCAACUUUUCAUAAAUCAUCUGGCAGCCUAUCAAAAAUCCGGCUCAUUGAAUUUAUUUCUGAUUCUGGUAAUCAUUACGAUGCAUCUUCACGAAUGCAGCCACUGAGGGUCAACAUCUCAUCAAAUCAAUAUUCAUCUUCUUCAGUCAGUAACGAUUUUAAUCCGAAUUUCAAAAGGAUCCAUCGCAAUGAAGAGAUAUCUACAUCUGAAGCACGGUUUUCAUCGGUAAUGAUGGCAGAAGACGUACUGUCCAGUCGUCCGAUUCUCACUGGUGUCCUGCUGAUAACUGUUAUUGCUAUGGAUCCCUUGUAUCUAAGUUCCCAGAGUUUUGUCCUGUUAAAAUUGGGAUGA